AUGAAGUUCCAAUUCCUUGGACUAAUCUGCCUAAUCACAACCGUGCUGGCGGUUUUCAGUGAUGAAGCAUAUGUUACAGAUUGGAAAAUUCGUCAAAUAGGUCCAUUGGAUAGUUCAAAUAUCCUUUAUCCAAGAAAAGAGAUCUUGAAUUUAUUAACGAAAACCAAUACUUUAGCAGGUAUUCAGGAUGGGAAUGUUAGAUGGAGAGUGCAUUUCGAUGAUGUUGUUGAAGAUUCAAAGCAAAGUGUUAUUCAAUUGGGUGAUAAUAUCGUCACCGGGUUGAAUUAUCUAAACCGUUCAUUAUUACAAGUUUGGGAUCCUAUUGAUGGGUUCUGGAUUAAAGAUUUAGCAAUUUUCACAAGUAAAGAGAUUAGUGCAAUUAAAGCCCACGGUGAGAAUGUUAUUGUUGUUUUCAAAAAUGGUGAAGUUGUUUUGGUUAAUAAUGAUGGUGAUAUUAAAUCAUUUGAAUCAAUUUCGAAAUUUGAUAAUGUUAUUAUAUCACCUUUAGAGAAUGGGAAUUUCAUCAUCUUGUUUAAUGAGCAAGAUACUGAAAAUACUCAUUAUGGGUUCUAUGAUGGUGAGAAAUUCCAUACCCAUACUUUACAAAUAUCUUGGAGUUCAAUCAAAGAAUUCCAUGGGGCAAAACUAGUUUAUCAGACAAUCAAAUAUUAUGUUUUACAAUUUGAUAAAAACACUGGUGUUGUUUCAUCACCAAUUCCAAUCCAAGGUAAAUUUGACGAAUUCAUUGCAAUCAGAAUUGAUUCAUUAAUUGCAUUUGAAAGAAAUCAUAAUAUUGAAAUUUUAAAAUUAGAUGGAUCUCUUUUAUUCACAAUUCCAAAUGUUCAUAAAUAUCUUUUGAAAUUUGUUGAAAAUUCAUUUAUUUUAUUCACAGAAUAUCAUGUUAAUAUCAUUGAUCCAGAUACUGGAGAUGAAAUUUCAAGUUUUUUCCUUGGUGAUGAAAAAUUACCAUUUGAUUUAAUCAAAUCGAUCUCAGUUUCCACUGAUGGUGUGGAAAAUAUUCAUUCAAUGUUUGAAUUUUCAAACCAAACUUAUUCUUAUGUUUGGAAUAAUGUUAAAGUUUGGCAAAGAGAUGCAUCUUUAUCCCAAGUUGUUGCACAUGCUAUCGUUGAUUUAGAAGUUGAAACUAGUUUAACACCAGAUGAUUUAUUACAUGAAGAAGAAUUGAACGUUUUCCAAGCUUACCUUUUCAGAUUAACAAAACAUGCUAAAGAAUUGAAACAACUUUAUGAAUCAUUUUGGGAAACAUUACCUUUAAUAGCCACUGGUGAAGUAUCACUUUUUGGCCAAACAAAAGAAAAUAAUGAAUAUUUUGGCUUCAUCAAGUACUUGAUUCUUGGUACUAAAAGUGGUAGAGUUAUUGCAUUGAAUACAUUGAAUGGUGAAAAAGUUUGGUCGUUUGAUACUCAACAAGAUGAUAUCCUUAGUAUUGAAACUGUUGAAAAUGAAAGAUUAUACGUUUUCACUAAAUCUGGGCCAAGAUUAGAAUUGGAUGCUAAAACUGGUGAAUUCAUUGAGAAAAAAUUAAUUGUUCCUCCUUUAAAAGUCGAGAAACUUGAUAGUGAUGAUAAAUUUUAUGUUGAAAUUGAAAAUGAAUUUGCAGUUAUCUUAUCUGAUGACCCAUCAAAUUUAAAUUCCUCAUCAUCCAGCUUCAUUAUAAAACAUGAUUCAAAUAAAAUUCAAGGUUUGAAAAUCGAAGGCAAGAAAGUUUUACAAACUUGGAAGUUUGAAACAACCGCAGAUGAAGAAAUUGUUGCAUUUGCUUCAAAGGAUGAAGAUGAAAAAAUCGCAAAUGUUGGUUAUGUUCUAGGUGAUCGUUCCGUAUUGUACAAAUACCUAUAUCCAAAUUUUGCAGCCUUUGCCGUGUUGAACAAACCAACAAAGACAUUAUACAUCCAUAUAAUUGAUUCUAUUACUGGUGAGAUUGUCCAUACAGCAUACCAUGAUGAACAUGUUCAUGAAGAUGAGCAUAUAAAUAUUUUAUUUGGUGAACAUUGGGUGAUUUAUUCAUAUUGGAGUAAUAAACCAUAUCCUGAACAAAAAAUUGUGGUUAUUGAUUUGUUUGAAUCUUUAAAAUCAAAUGAAAAAUUCUCGAAUAAUACUUCAUCAUCAUUAGAUUAUAAACAUCCACCUGCAGUUUUAUCAAAAUCAUUUAUUUUACCAUUCAAGAUUAAUUCAAUGGCUAUUUCUAAAACAAGAUUUGGUGUCACUACAAAAUCAAUAAUCAUAUCAUUAACUAAUGGACAGAUUUUGUACCUACCAAAAUAUAUUUUGAAUUCAAGAAGAGUUCAAGACAGACCUUUAACAAAUGAAGAAAAAUCAGAAUUUAUGUUAACACCUUAUGAUCCAAUAAUUACAAUUGAUGAUAAUUUUGUUAUAUCUCAUCAUAGACAAGUUAUGGGUGCUGAUACAUUGAUUUCAGUUCCAACUAAUUUAGAAUCAACUUCAAUUGUUUGUUCAUAUGGGCUAGAUGUUUUCUGUACAAGAGUUUCACCAUCUUUACAAUUUGAUAAAUUAACUUCUGGUUUUGAUAAAGUUAAGUUGAUUGCAAGUAUAUUGAUGUUGAUUAUCAUUGUACUAAUCUUGAAACCUUUGAAAGAUUCAAGAAAUUUGAAAUCAUUAUGGGUUAUUGAAUCAUAA
Messenger RNA from Hansenula anomala, 2658 nucleotides. It is a transcript of the gene EMC1, whose product is annotated as Emc1p. Lineage: Eukaryota; Fungi; Ascomycota; Saccharomycetes; Phaffomycetales; Wickerhamomycetaceae. Gene Ontology annotation, biological process: protein folding in endoplasmic reticulum. The transcript has a single exon. Gene Ontology annotation, molecular function: protein binding. The record is from RefSeq and is a predicted model, not a curated record. Bases 1 to 2658 code for a protein of 885 amino acids. Gene Ontology annotation, cellular component: EMC complex.